AUGAAGCCUCGCAUAGCCAAGCAAUUUCUUAAAAAGAUUCGCUUCAAAGGCGACACAAUAUGUCCAAACGGCAUGUUCCGGUGUCCGGAGGGCAAGUGCAUACCCUCGCUAUGGGUGUGUAACUAUCAGAGCGACUGUGCGAAGGGAGAGGACGAGUUUCAAGCGUGUCCACCUCCGGAAUGUGAAACGGGUCAGCUGACGUGCGGCCAGUAUGUGUUCAAUAAGACGUACUGCAUCCCGCCGCACUACCGGUGUGAUAUGCACGUUGACUGUGUGGACGGCACCGACGAAGCCGACUGCACGUACCGUAAAUGUCAGAUAGACGACUUUCAGUGCGGUGUGGAGACCGGGGGAUCCGGAAAAGCGUCCUCGCAGGGCCUGUGUAUACCAAAGGAGAAGAAAUGUGACGGGUACCUAGAUUGUCGGUCCGGUAAAGACGAACAAGAUUGCCCAGGGCAGACGCUGUCCUGUCGACUGGACCAGUUCCGGUGCGCGAAUGGGGAGAAGUGUGUCGACGUAUCCGUCAAGUGCGAUCACACGGAUGAUUGCGGCGAUAACUCAGAUGAAGCACAUUGCAGCUUCCCGCCGUGUCACAUCGGCCAGUUCCGCUGCAGCAACGCACUGUGCAUCCCGGCCACGUACCGGUGCGACGGCUACCGCGACUGCGGUGACGGCUCGGACGAAGCCAACUGCACCGCCAUCGCCUGCCCCGACAACAAGUACCUGUGCCCUAAGGGCGGACCGGACGGCGUACACAAGUGCAUCGCAAGGUCACAGCUCUGCGACGGUAAAAGGGACUGUGAGGACAACGCCGACGAGGAGUCUGCUUGCUCUAUGUCGUCGUGCCCGGCGCUGGGCUGCGAGUACAAGUGCGUGGCGUCGCCCAGCGGCGGCGUGUGCGCGUGCGCGGCGGGCCGCCAGCUGGCGCCCGACGGCCGCGCCUGCCGGGACCGCGACGAGUGCCGCGACUGGGGGCCCUGCCACCAGCUCUGCGUCAACACGCCCGGCUCGUACACGUGCGCGUGCGCGCCGGGCUACGCGCUGGAGGCGGGCGGGCGCUGCGCGGCGCGCGGCGCGGCCGCCUGGCUGGCGCUGGCGCACGCGCGCGGCCUGCUGCGCCUCGCGCUGGCGCCCGCGCCCGCACCCUCGCCCGCGCCCGCCGCCACGCCGCUCGCCAACGCCUCCGCCGCCGCCGGCCUCGACUUCCACUACCGCCGCAACCUGCUCUUCUGGUCCGACCUCAAGACGCGCAAGAUCCACUCGCAGCCGCUAAACUCGGCAGGCGGACUACCCGGCAGCCUGCCAGUAUACGGCAGCGACAUCGCGCCGGCUGGCUCUUGGGCGCCCGUGGCUCUAGCCGUGGACUGGGUGGGCGACAAGCUGUACGUGGUGGACGCCGUCGGACAGAAGGUGGACGUGUUGGAGCUGGACGGGCGCUGGCACGCCGUGGUACUGGGCUCCAACCUCACCAGCCCCGCCGACAUCGCACUGGACCCCACGCUCGGCCUCAUGUUCGUGGCCGACAGCAGCCAGAUUGUUCGUGCAAACAUGGACGGUACCCAUGCAAAGUCAAUAGUAUCGGAAGCAACGUAUAAAGCAUCAGGCAUAACUGUGGACAUAAUUGCAAGGAGAAUAUUUUGGUGCGACUCGUUGCUUGACUAUAUCGAAACGGUCGACUAUGAUGGAAACUAUAGAUUCCUCGUCCUAAGAGGUCAGCAGGUCCCCGGACCUUCCAGACUGGCUCUCUUCGAAGACAGAGUCUACUGGUCUGACAACACCAAACAGGGAAUAAGUUCUGUGAGUAAAUAUGAAGGAGCUAGUAGCAUACAAGCGAUAUAUAAAAUGAAAGACAUUAUUAAUCCUAAAGCAAUUACUGUGGUGCAUUCAUUAAAACAAACAUCGGUGAACAAUCCAUGUGGGACCAAUAAUGGAGGCUGCUCACAAAUGUGCAUUGUAACAGCAUUACAAAAUGGUGGACUUGGAUACCGCUGCGCGUGUAACAUUGGCUACAGGCUAGAGACAGAUUUAAGAAAUUGCGAUAUCGUUAAAGAGUUCCUAAUGUACUCUCAACAGAGAUUUAUCAAGGGUAAAGUUCUAGAUCCGGUUAUUGAAGGAUUCAGUGAAGCCAUACUUCCAGUGGUGUCAAGACGGGCUAGAUUUGUUGGUCUCGAUUUUGAUGCACGUGACGAACAUAUUUAUUAUUCGGAUGUGUUACAAGAUGUUAUUUAUAGGAUUCAUAGAAAUGGUACAACCAAAGAAAUAGUUUUAGCAUCCCAGAAUGAGGGCGUUGAAGGCUUGGCUGUUGAUUGGGCUUCGAAAAAUUUGUACUAUAUCGAUUCUAGAAAAGGCACUCUUAAUGUUUUGUCCACGAGAAAUGUCAGCUACAAAAGAACACUUCUUAAAGAUCUAAAACGACCACGUGCUAUCGUCGUUCAUCCUAACAAAGGUUUUAUAUUCUUUUCGGAAUGGGACCGACCGGCUAACAUCAGUCGAGCUAAUACAGACGGCAGCGGUCUACUCGUCUUCGAAAAUGUUACAUUAGGAUGGCCCAAUGGAUUGUCAAUAGACUUCGAUGCUGACAGACUGUACUGGUGUGACGCUUUACUAGAUCACGUGCAACAUUCUAAACUGGAUGGAACUGAUGUGAAAACUAUUAAUUCAAGAUUAAUAAGACAUCCAUUCUCUAUAGUAAUUCACAAAGAUUUCAUGUACAUCACUGAUUGGAGACUCGAUGCGAUUGUUCGCUUACACAAAUUGACGGGUGAGCAAGAAGAAAUUAUGGUAAGAGAACCGCAAACGAACCGGUUGUAUGGCGUCAAAGUAUACAGUCAAGAGGUGCAAAAAAUUGAUCCAAUGCAACCUUGUGCCCAUAACAAUGGUAACUGCCAAAAACUUUGUUUCGCAAUACCCAGAAAUAAUACGGAAUUGUUAACGGUGAAAUGUGGAUGUCCGUACGGAGAGAAAUUAGCCCCAGAUGGCACAAGCUGUAUCGCAGAUCCGAAUGCAGAACCACCGGUGCAGGCGUGUCCCAACUCCUGGGACUUUACGUGUAACAACCAGCGCUGUAUCCCUAAAAGUUGGGUGUGUGACGGUGACGACGACUGCUUGGAUAACAGCGAUGAGGAGCAAAAUUGUACCAAGACGACAUGCAGCGCGUCGGAGUUCAUGUGCAAGUCGGGGCGCUGCAUCCCGGCCACGUUCAAGUGCGACUCGGAGAACGACUGCGGCGACUUCUCGGACGAGACGGGCUGCGUCAACGUGACGUGCGGCGCGUCGCAGUUCCAGUGCGACAACGGGCGCUGCGUGCCCGCCACCUGGAAGUGCGACUCCGAGAACGACUGCGGCGACGGCUCCGACGAGGGCUCGCACUGCGCCGAGAAGACCUGCGCCUACUUCCAGUUCACGUGCCCGCGCACGGGGCACUGCAUUCCCGCGUCGUGGGUCUGCGACGGCGACGACGAUUGCUUCGACAAGCAGGACGAGGCCGACUGCCCGCCCGUCUCCUGCCUGCCCAGCCAGUUCAAGUGUGCUGAUCUCAAGCAGUGCGUGCAGGAGGCUUACAAGUGCGACGGCAUCCCUGACUGCAACGAUGGCAGCGACGAGGCGGGCUGUCCCGCCCUGGCCCCGCACCAGUGUGCGCCCGACAAGCAGCUGCAGUGCCGCAGCUCCGGCAUCUGUAUCCCGCGCACCUGGUACUGCGACGGCACGCCGGACUGCGAGGACCUGUCGGACGAGCCGGCGGCGUGCGGCGCGGCGGCGUGCGGGCCGCAGCAGUUCCGCUGCGACAACGCGCGCUGCGUGUACAAGGCGGCCGUGUGCGACGGCCGCGACGACUGCGGCGACGGCUCCGACGAGAGCGCGCGCCACGCCUGCCGCCCGCCGCCCCUGCGUUGCCCGUCUGGCCAGUGGCAAUGUCCAGGUGUUACCGGUCGCUGCGUCAAUCUCACACAAGUGUGCGAUAGUAAAUUCGAUUGUCCCAAUGGAGCUGAUGAAGGUGCAAGUUGUGAUUUUGCUGAAUGUGAACAUCAAUCUGGUCUUUGCUCCAACGGUUGCAAACAAACGCCCAACGGUCCACUCUGCCUGUGUCCCAUCGGAGAGGAACUCGACACAGACGGUUUCACCUGCAAAGACAUCGAUGAAUGCGAUCCACCUGGAAUUUGUUCUCAGUCCUGCACAAACACUAAAGGCUCGUACUUCUGCAGCUGUGUCGAAGGCUACCAGCUCAACACCGAUAAACAUUCCUGCAAAGCUAAUAAUCAUUCCAGUGCAUUCCUUAUAAUAUCGAAUAGGCAUUCAAUCUUGGUGGCCGACCUUAACGAACAGGGACUUGAGCGAGUGCCAAUAAAUGUGGAAAAUGUCGUCGCGACUGCCUCCAACAUGCACACUGGAACAAUAUUCUGGUCCGAUAUGAAACUUAAGAAAAUUUCUAGGUUGGAUCGUGGCAGCGAACCUCAAGUGAUUAUUUCCACUGGAUUAGAUUUAGUCGAAGGCCUAGCAUACGAUUGGGUGGGUGGAAACAUUUAUUGGUUGGACAGUAAACUAAACACUAUUGAAGUUGCCAAAGAAGAUGGCAGUUCAAGAACGACUUUAUUGAGUGGCAACAUUACACAGCCAAGAGGAAUGUGCUUAGACCCGGCACCAAACGCAAGAUGGUUGUUCUGGACUGAUUGGGGAGAAAAUCCUCGCAUUGAGAGGGUCGGAAUGGAUGGUACUCAACGCUCUGCUAUCAUCACGACUAAAAUAUAUUGGCCUAACGGUUUGACACUUGAUACUGCCACACAGAGGGUGUACUUUGCAGAUUCUAAAUUGGACUUUAUAGAUUUCUGCUACUACAACGGCACAGGAAGACAGCAGGUGCUAGCUGCCAGCCAUUACUUGUUACAUCCGCAUUCAUUGACACUUUUCGAAGACACGUUGUACUGGACAGAUCGUCAGUUAAACAGAGUGCUGUCUGCUCAUAAAUUUAAAGGCACAAAUCAAACAGUCGUAUCCCACUUAAUCUCACAGCCUCUUUCGAUUCACGUUCACCAUCCAUCAUUGCAACCGCAGUACCCAUCACCGUGCAAGGUGAACACAUGUGAACAUUUAUGUUUGCUCAGCCCGAACCAAACAAUUCAAUAUACUUGUAUGUGUAAACCUGGAUUCAAAUUGCUUCCCGACGGAAAAUGCAUCGAAGAGGAAUCCGCGUACUUGAUGGUUUUGAAAGGAUCACAAGUCAUUGACAUAUCCACUGACGGAUCCGGAAGAGCUGGACAACUUUCGCCAGUUGUUGGAAUCCAAGGUGGAGUACAACUGGAUUAUGAUCGUCAAGGCCACAUGCUAUACUGGCUCCAGUCCAUCACUGGUGAUAGCAACGAUGAUGAAAACUGCACCGUUUACAGCAUGCCUUAUGGAGGUGGAAACAAAAUUGAGUUCUUUGGACAGGAUACAGGAAUUGUCGGCGCCCCAUCGGUGAUUGCAUUUGAUUGGCUCGGAAGAAACUUGUUCAUGGCUAACAGAGUAGCCAGCAACAUAGAACUGAUUCGUGUUGAUGGCAAAGUUAAAUAUAGAACCAUUGUUUUUGCAAACGAUGGUAGCAAGACAUCUAUUGCGAGACCGCGUAGCAUGUGCUUAGAUCCCACAGAAGGUAAAAUAUACUGGUCCGACGAAGGAGGAUACGGAGUUCCAGCUAAAAUCGGAAAAGUGAAUAUGGAUGGAACAAAUCCUGUUAUUUUAGUUGACGUGAUAGAGAGACCGGAAGCUGUUGCAAUCGACGUUGAAAAGAAAAUCGUUUACUUCAGUACGCAAUUCCCUGCCAGCAUUAACAGCGUGAACACUGAAGGAAACGAUAGAAAGACCAUUUUGACUGAAGCCAACGCCAUCUCUUAUCCGAAGGUUAUUGCUGUAUUGGAUUCCCGCCUUUACGUCCUUGACCCCCGUCACGAAAAAAUAAUCAAAGCCGACCUUCCAAAUGGCGAUAACAUCAAGGUUAUACUUGAUAAUGAAAGUGAUCUAAAAUCACUAACAAUAUUCCAAAAGAGAAAAAUGAUGCACCAUCACCCGUGCUCAAUAAACAAUGGCGGUUGUGAACAGAUCUGUAUACCAAGCGAAGGCGGGUCGCGCAUUUGUUCAUGCUCAAUUGGCUACCGAAAAGAAAAUGAAGUAAAUUGUGUUCCCUACAAAACUUUCGCUGUCGUGUCUCAGUUGGACCUCAUCCGUGGAUACAGUCUGGAAAACAGUGCAGAGGCGAUGGUUCCUGUGACUGGACAAGGUCAUCAUAUUUUACAUGUGGAUGUUCAUUUUGCAGAUAACUUUAUCUAUUGGGUAGAGUUCAACCGCGGUCAAUGGAAUGGAAUAUUCCGCAUUCGGCCCAAUGGCACAGAAUUGCAACACAUCGUCAAAGACGGAAUUGGUAGCAAUGGCAUAAGGGGCUUGGCAGUUGAUUGGGUUGCGGGUAAUUUAUAUUUCACAAACGUUUUCCCACACGAGAACUAUGUCGAAAUGUCUUGGCUUGAUGGUUCUCACAGAAAGGUUCUCAUAAAAACAACAAUGGACGCGCCGAGAGAGCUUGCGGUAAAUCCAUUGAAGAGGCUUCUUUAUUGGAUUGAUUACGGACAAUAUCCGAGAAUAGGAAAAGCAUAUCUCGAUGGCAGUAACUGGCAGACUGUGGUUAGUUCAGGAAUUUCGAACCCCAGAGACUUGACUAUUGAUAUGUUAACUCACGAUGUCUAUUGGGUUGAUUCCAAACUUGAUCAAAUUCAGAAGAUCUCGUACAACGGUGGUAACAGACAACUUAUAAGAUCUAAUCUGCCAAACCCUAUGGGUAUAGCGAUCCACACCGGAAGUGUUUACUGGGUAGACAGGAACUUACAAACGAUAUACAAAGCAUCCAAACUACCAGGAAAUAUGUCAAUGCCCGAAAAGUUAAGAACAAAUCUGCCAAAGUUGAGAGAUAUCGUUAUUUUUGACAUAAAUAAUCAACCUACCGACGAUAAUAAUCCUUGCCGAAAGCUAGGUAAUGGAGGUUGCGAACAACUGUGCUUUAGUUACCCUCCAGAUGCAAAUAAGGGAUACACACAUAGAUGCGACUGUGCUACUGGACAAAUAUCAGCAACUAACCCCAAGAAGUGCGAUGUGGUAGACGAGUACUUAGUCUUCACAACAAGGACCGAAAUUCGGGCAGUCAACUUGGAUCCCAAAUCUACCGGAAUACCAUUCAAACCAAUUGGUAACUUGACAAACGUUGUCGGUGUUGAAUUUGAUUACGCCGAUAAUAAGCUCUUCUUUACGCAAAUUAGACCUUGGGCACGUAUAGCAUGGAUGUCAUCCAUUAACCCAGAUGCGUCAAAUAUUCAAAAUAUUAUAACCAAGAACAUAAACCCAGAAGGAAUUUCUUAUGACUGGACUCAAAAGAAAAUAUAUUGGACAGAUAGCUCAAAUAAUUCAAUCUACGCUAUGAAUCUUGAUGGCACUGAGCUAGUAAUGAUCGCCAGAGUGGAACGUCCAAGAGCAAUAGUAGUGGACCCAUGUAAUGGAACAUUGUAUUACACAGACUGGGGUCGAUUUGGUACUUCAGGAAAAAUCUACAGAACAACUAUGGCUGGCUCUCUCAAGAAGGCCAUUAUAGAUAAGGAUUUAUCGCAACCGAGUGGUUUAACAAUCGACUUUGAUGAAUACAUGCUUUAUUGGACAGAUGCUGUUAGAGAAAAAAUUGAACGUUCGAAAAUGGAUGGAUCGGAAAGAGAAGUGCUUAUUUCUGCUACCAUAUAUCCCUUCGCUAUAACCGUCUUUAGAAAUUAUAUCUACUGGACUGACUUGCAGCUACGAGGCGUUUACCGAGCGGAGAAACACACAGGUGCUAAUAUGGUAGAAAUGGUUAAACGGUUGGAAGACUCUCCUAGAGACAUACACAUUUAUAGUACAAGCAGGCAAACGUGUAAGAAAAAUCCAUGUUUAAUCAGCAAUGGUGGUUGCGCACAAAGCUGUCACCCGGCGCCUAAUAAUUCUGUUGAAUGCAAAUGUGAUGACAACACUAAACUGGUAAACGAGGGUCGCAUGUGUGUAGCCAAGAAUAUCACAUGUGAUCCUAACAAGUUCUUCUGUGCCAACGGAAAGUGCAUCAGCCGCAUGUGGUCCUGCGACGGUGACGACGAUUGUGGAGACAAUUCAGACGAGGACAAGAACUACUGCGCGUAUCACUCCUGCUCACCGAACGAAUUCCGUUGUAAUAAUGGCCGAUGUAUUUUCAAGUCAUGGAAAUGCGACCACGAGAACGAUUGCAAAGAUGGGUCAGACGAAGAAGGAUGUGUUUACCCGCCUUGUGCUGACGGAGAGUUCACAUGCCUCAAUUCCCGUUGCAUACCGAUGUCUCAAGUCUGUAAUGGAAUUAACGAUUGUAAAGACAACAUUACUUCCGACGAAACGCAUGAGCGUUGUCCAAGAAACACCACGUGUCCCACUAACCAUCUCAAAUGCGAAAAGACUAAUAUUUGCGUUGAACCGUACUGGCUGUGCGACGGCGAUAAUGACUGUGGUGAUAAUUCAGAUGAAGACCCGCUACAUUGUGCUCAGAGAACUUGUCCACAAAACAGCUUCCGUUGCCCCAACCAUCGCUGCAUCCCUGCCACUUGGUAUUGUGAUGGUGAUGACGACUGCGGAGAUGGGGCUGAUGAACCACCAGAAUAUUGCCGCUCAGAGGGACGUACAUGCUUCGGAGACUUGUUUACAUGCGACAAUGGAAAUUGUAUACCGAGAAUUUACAUUUGUGAUGGUGAUAACGACUGUCUCGAUAACAGUGACGAAGAUGAUAGGCACCAAUGCAACGAAAGAAAAUGUGACCCAGAAACAGAAUACACUUGCGAAGAGAAUAAAUUUUGGAACCGCGCUCAAUGCAUUCCGAAGAAAUGGGUAUGUGACGGCGAUCCAGAUUGUAUUGAUGGCACUGAUGAAAAUUCUACCAUCCAUCAUUGCUCAACGCCCACACCCUGUUCUGAGGAUCAGUUUCAAUGCAACAACGGUAGAUGUAUCAACCAGGGUUGGGUAUGCGAUCACGAUAACGAUUGUGGGGACGGUUCAGAUGAAGGCAAACACUGUAAUACACAAUACAAACAGUGCACAGAUCAAGAAUUUAAAUGCCAGAAUUUCAAAUGUAUUCGAAAACACUUUAGGUGCGAUGGUGAAGACGAUUGCGGUGAUCAUUCAGAUGAAGUUGGAUGUGUUAAAGAAAAUAAAACGUGCCCUGCAGGUCAAUUUAAAUGUAACAACGAUCAGUGCAUAGACAACCGACUCGUAUGUAAUAAAGUCUCCGAUUGUUCCGAUGAUUCUGACGAGCCAGCCCAUUGUAACGUUGAUGAGUGCGCCAAGUUAGAAAUCCAUCAAUGCGGCCACAAGUGCAUUGAUACACUAACAGGAUAUUAUUGUGACUGUAAUCAAGGAUAUAAACUGCUCGCUGAUGGUAAAGCGUGCGCUGAUAUAAACGAAUGUUUGGAAACGCCUGGCGUUUGUUCGCAAUACUGCUCGAACACACCUGGUUCUUAUUAUUGUAAAUGUAAUGAGCAAUAUUAUGAAAGAGAAGCUGACGAGCGUACUUGCAAGAGAAAGGACAACAUAACAGCAUGGGUUAUAUUUACAAAUAAAUACUAUGUGAGAAACAUGUCUACUGAUGCUUCCCAAUAUAACUUGGUACAUCAAGACCUAAUGAAUGUCGUUGCUAUUGAUUUUGAUAUAAAAGAACAAAAGAUGUACUUUGCUGAUGUUUCGGCAAAGACAAUUUACAGAUCAGAUUAUUCUGAUCCUAACCCGACAAAAGAGGUUGUCAUCAGACACGAUUCUCAUGGUUUAGAGGGCAUUGCUAUCGAUUGGAUAGGUAGAAAAAUCUAUUGGUUAGACCGACAUUCAAAGAACUUGGAUGUAGCUGAACUAGAUGGUACGAGAAGAAAGACAUUGAAAACUGGAAUAGCCGAUCCACGUGCAAUUGUGGUUCAUCCUGGAACAGGAUAUUUGUACUAUACAUCAUGGCAUUUGCAGGCUUACAUAGGCAAAAUUGGUAUGGAUGGUUCAAACUUUACUGCCAUAUUGAAUUGGGAAGAUGAUAUUGCCUGGCCAAAUGCUUUGACUAUCGAUUACUUUACUGACAGAAUAUAUUGGGCCGAUGCUCAUUUAGACUAUAUUGGUUCUGCCGACUUAGAAGGUCGACACAGGCAUAUUGUACUGUCUGGUACUAAGGUUCCACAUGUAUUUGCUCUAAGCUUAUUCGAUGAUGAAAUUUACUGGACUGACUGGAACCUCAAAGCUUUAAGCAAAGCAAACAAACAUUCAGGAGAAAAUCUCAAGGUAUUGAGGAACACCACCCAUCGUCCAUAUGAUAUUCACGUGGUCCACCCACUAAGACAGUUAACGUAUCCAAAUCCUUGUGGCACAGACAAUGGAGGCUGCUCUCACCUUUGUCUCAUUGCCCCACCUCAUGCGUCUAGUUACUUAAAUAUUGAAGGCUACGGCGAAGAGGGUGUGACAACAUACAAAUGCGCUUGUCCCAAUCAGUUUUACUUAGCACGAGACAUGAAAACUUGUAUCGCCAACUGUACAGAUGGCCAACAUAGAUGUAACGGUCGAGAUGAGAAAUGUAUACCAUGGUUUUGGAAAUGUGACGGUGAAAAAGACUGCAUGGAUGGAUCUGAUGAACCAGAUACCUGCCCAGUCCGACAUUGCAGAGCUGGAUCAUUCCAGUGUAAGAACACUAACUGUACACCCGCAGCAACUAUAUGUGACGGUACGGAUGAUUGUGGGGAUGGAAGUGAUGAAGCUGAAUGUGCUCACGAAUGCCCUCUUCUUGAAUUUAAGUGCAAGUCCAGUGGAAGAUGUAUUCUGGAUAGUUGGAAAUGUGACGGUGAUACAGACUGUAAAGAUAACAGCGAUGAAGACCCAGCAAUGUGUCACAACCGCCCUUGUAAUCCGGAUACAGAAUUCUCCUGUAAAAAUGGUCGUUGCAUUCCGAAAUUGUGGAUGUGUGACUUUGAUAACGAUUGUGGUGAUGAUUCUGAUGAACCGGCAUAUAUGUGUCGUCAAAGGAAUUGUACAACUGGAUGGAGGAGAUGUCCUGGACAAUCAAAUUACAGAUGUAUACCAAAAUGGCUCUUCUGUGACGGCAAAGAUGACUGCAGAGACGGAUCUGAUGAACUUCCCGAAAAUUGUCCCACUUGUAAUGCGGAAACAGACUUCACAUGUGAGAAUAAGCGGUGCAUACCAAAACAAUGGCUUUGUGACUUUACUGAUGAUUGUGGAGAUGGCAGCGAUGAGGCCGAAUCAGUUUGCCAACACAAGUAUAGAGAAUGCUCAGAAUCCGAGUUCAAAUGUGGUAAUGGCAAAUGCAUAUCAUCAAGAUGGCGGUGUGAUCACGAAGAUGAUUGUGGCGAUAACACAGACGAAUCCGACUGUGGUGGAUUCAAAUGCAAGAACGGCACGUUCCAAUGUAAAUCUGGUCACUGCAUUGCCGCCUACUUUAGAUGCGACGGAGACAGGGACUGUAGAGAUAUGUCAGAUGAGAUCGGAUGUCCUCCGCGCUUCCCGGGAGGCAGAUACUGUCCUGAAAGCAGGUUCCAAUGCGCGAACAAUCUGUGCGUGUCACAGUCGGACCUGUGCGACGGCACAGACGACUGCGGCGACGGCUCGGACGAGACGCCCGCCAUCUGUACCAACUUCAACUGCGACACGCUGCGCCGCUUCCACUGCGACAAUCACCGCUGUGUGCCGAGGUACCAGGUGUGCGACGGCGUGGACAACUGCGGCGACGGCUCGGACGAGAACAACAUGACGCUGUGCGCGGCGCGCGCGCGGCCGUGCGAGCCGCUGACGCAGUUCCAGUGCGCCAACCGCCGCUGCGUGCCGCGCGCCGCGCUCUGCGACCUGCGCGACCACUGCGGCGACGCGUCCGACGAGCUGGGCUGCCACACCGACCGCACCUGCGACCUGCGCGACAAAGGCGGGUGCGAACAGUUCUGCACGAACAUCACCACGGCGGAAGGGACGGCGGGCGGGUACAUCUGCACGUGCUUCCCGGGCUACAUCAUCGCGGCGGCUGACAGCAAGAAGUGCGUGGACGUGGACGAGUGCGCGGCCGGCACGCACCACUGCAGCCAUCUCUGCAACAACCUCAAUGGCAGCUACAGCUGCGCCUGUCGCGAGGGCUUCCAAUUGGCUGAUAAUUUAUCCGGUGUUUGCAAAGCAACAGAUGAUGAAGUGGUAUUAAUGUUUGCAAAUGGACCAGUAAUAAGAGCUUUCGUCCAAGACAAAAAUGAGGAAUUUGAUGUCAUCAGUUCAGAAAAGAGAAUAGAGGCCAUAGAUUACGAUCCGCAGAAAGAGAUGGUCUUUUGGGCUGACAGUUACGAGAAGACUAUUAAGCGAUCGUAUAUGGUCAACGCUUUAGAUGGACAAGUUAAGACUGGUUUUGCUCAGGAUUUGAACAUGAAAGGCAAUUCCAAACCGACUGCGAUAGCAGUGGAUUAUGUAGGUGAUAAUCUAUACUGGACAGAGGCUGACAGAACCGGUUCAAAACCGAGAGGUCGUGUUAUGGUUGCUAGAACUGAUGGUAGAUAUAGAAGAGCACUUGUGUCUGCUGGAAUUGAAAGUCCUACAUCUUUAGCUCUAGAUCCGCAAAUGGGACGCAUGUUUUGGGCGGAUGCUGGAUCUGCUCCCAAGAUAGAGAUAGCUUGGAUGGACGGUUCAAAACGAAGACCGAUUGUUACGGAAAACAUAAGGCAUCCUACUGGUUUAGCUAUUGAUCAUGCUAUGGACCACGCAAUAUACUGGGCGGACACUAAGCUCAAUACAAUAGAAAUGAUGCGGCACGACGGUUCCAAUAGGAAAGUAAUUUUGAAGGGCGAUAUGCUCAAGCAUCCACUAUCGUUGGAUGUAUUCGAAUCGUCAUUAUACUGGGUGACAAGAGACACUGGUGAAUUAAUCAAACAAGAUAAAUUCGGAAGAGGAGUGCCAUUCGUCAUUUCUAAAGAUCUAGUCAAUCCUUCAGCUGUGAAAGUGUACCACCCGCGGCGCUACAACGCGUCAGCUGCAGAGCGGGCGGCGUGCGCGCGGCUGCCGUGCUCGCACCUGUGCCUGGGCGUGCCGGCCGGCCGCCGCUGCGCCUGCCCCGACGCGCUGCAGCCGCCCAAGCGCGCCACGCUGCUGCUGGCUUGCGACGCCGCGGUGGAGGCUCCACGGCCGCUGCCACGUGUCUGCCCGUGCGAGAACGGCGGCACGUGCGAGGAGGACGCGGGCGCGGCGGGCGGCGUGCGCUGCGUGUGCCGCGCGCCGCUGCUGCCGCCCGUGUGCGGCGCGCAGCAGGCGGCCGCGCGCGCCGGCGCCGCGCACGUGCUGCUGCCCACGCUGCUGGCCGUCGCGCUCGUGCUCGCCGCCGCCGCGGCCGCCUUCUUCGUGCUGCGGAAGCGCCCCUUCGGCAAGGGUGUCGGAUUGGGUAGCCUGGCGUCGUCGCAGAGCGUAUCGUUCCGCGCCGGCUCGAACGUGGAGUUCGGCGGCGUGGGCGCGGGCGCGGGCGCGGGGAGCGGCGCGGGGAGCGGCGCGGGGGCGGGGGCGGGGGCGGACGCGUACGCGCUGCACGAGCCGCGCAAGGGGCGCGACUUCAGCAACCCCAUGUACGACGCGGUCACGCGGGCCGUCGCGCACGGGGAACCGGAGCCGACGCUACCGGGCAUCUACGAGGUGCCGGAGGAGGUGAAGGAGCGCGUGGGGUCGGCGGUGCUGUCGCCGUCCAGCAGCGCGACGCGCGACGCGCGCGCGGCCCCCGCCCCGCCGCCCGCGCCGCGCGCGCUCGACCCCGCCGCCGACACCGGCGCCGACACCGCGCGCCUCGUGCACCGCGCGCCCGACUGCUAG
Parnassius mnemosyne (clouded apollo) is the source of this 13863-nucleotide messenger RNA. The record is from the annotation of a GenBank genome assembly. NCBI's taxonomy places the organism in Eukaryota, Metazoa, Arthropoda, Insecta, Lepidoptera, Papilionidae.